This is a messenger RNA of Melampsora larici-populina 98AG31, 1098 nucleotides long. RefSeq lists its product as uncharacterized. The record is from RefSeq and is a predicted model, not a curated record. Bases 1 to 1098 code for a protein of 365 amino acids. The transcript has 2 exons. Lineage: Eukaryota; Fungi; Basidiomycota; Pucciniomycetes; Pucciniales; Melampsoraceae.
AUGCCUUGCCAUACCAAUCGUCCUAAGCCCACCCUCACAGCAUCUUUCGCCUUCAAUGACUUACUUGACUUGAUUGAUAACAACAUCGAGACUUUUGACAUGCCAGAUGGAAACUCCUCACCUACCAAUGCCGUAGUUUCGCUUGCUUUCCCAUCUGACGAUGACCUCACGCCACCCACUAUCACCUUUACCAAUGCCUUUACCCCACUUGCGACUUCAUCCUCGCUGAGCGAAGAUUCCGCGUCACAAACCCCUUCUGAAUUGACAACCACACCGGCUCCACUGCCGUCGUCGACUUACACCAUCCCAACAUCAACAGCUCCUUUACCGACCGCUACCUCAACAGACUAUUUCUCAUCGAGCCCAUCUUCGACUUCAAGUGCAACAGAAAACAGUAUUCCCACAUCUACCUCUCCGCCUGCCCCACUUGCGACUGCUGACUCACAGGUUUCACCGCCCCCUGAUCAAUCAAUAGACGAAUCUACACCUGCAAUCAAAAUUGUUGGCAUCAUCUUCGCAAUCGCUGGAGCUUUCAUUUUAAUCGCAUUUAUCAUAAGAUCAAUCAUCAGAUACAAACGAAAAAGAAAAUCAAAAAUAAACGAUUUAGAACAACUUCCUAGUCAAAACUCAUUAAAUUCAUCAUCGAAAACUGCAAAAUCCUCUAUUAGUUCAAGGAAUCAAGAUAAACUUAAGAAUCAAAUUUCAUAUCCCAUCACAAUCCCUGAAAAUUCAUUUCAUCCAUUCACUCCUCGUCCUUUACCAGCUGGGCUGCCCCCUCGACGUAUGAUUCCGGUUUCUAAACCUCUGAGGAUGACACAAGGUCGCAGAGGUAUAGGUUCACUUACACCUUCAUCUUCAGCUCUCACGCAGAUGCCUACUCCCCGAUUACCUCGAGCUCCAAAAUCAAUACGUACUAUCUAUCCACCGCGUGGCCGUACCAACCUUAACUCUAGUGGAAGUAGCUCUGAUUCAAUGUUAAGUUAUCCUACUACAAUUGAGAGCAAAGUUGAUCCGGAGGGAGUAGCUCAAGUCAAUGCACCUAUACGUCUUUGGCCUAUUACUGAAUCGUCAAAGCGUACACGACUUGUUAAAAAAUGA